Messenger RNA from Canariomyces notabilis, 1891 nucleotides. Its product is annotated as MFS transporter-like protein. Bases 224 to 1711 code for a protein of 495 amino acids. Gene Ontology annotation, biological process: transmembrane transport. The transcript has 6 exons. Gene Ontology annotation, molecular function: transmembrane transporter activity. The record is from RefSeq and is a predicted model, not a curated record. Gene Ontology annotation, cellular component: membrane. Lineage: Eukaryota; Fungi; Ascomycota; Sordariomycetes; Sordariales; Chaetomiaceae.
CGGGAGUUCCCUACCCCUCAUCGGCAUCAGGUUUGUCUCCCGCGACCGCAAGUCCACAGUAGACGAUGAACUGGUGGUCUGUAGGGACGCAUCAGAUCCUUCAAUCUUAAUGCUUGAUCGAGGAGCACUUAUACAUUUCUUUGUCCUCCUUUCGCCCCUUGGCCAUAAUAACCUCUCACACUCAGCCUAAUAACUAAAUCUACCCAAUCCAUCUGCAGCAGCCAUGGACGAUCCGGAAAAACCAACUACUUCCACCUUCGAAAGCCCCGUCGACUCGGAGAAAGGCACCGCCGCCACGGCCUUGGUAUCUACUGCCAACGCCGACCUGGACAGACGCCUGAACCGCAAAUUCGACCUGCACAUCCUCCCCUGGAUAUUCGGCAUCUGGCUCUUCUCCUUCAUCGACCGCUCCAACAUAGGCAACGCCGCCCUCGCCGGCCUGCCCGAAGACCUCGGCAUCAGCCGGGGCACCUCCUUCAACAUAGCCCUGCUGGUCUUUUACGUGCCCUACAUCCUGGUCGACGUGCCGAGCAACCUGCUACUCAAACGGGUGCGUGCCGGAAUUUACCUACCCUCCCUCAUCACAUUAUGGGGGAUUGUGUGUGCCUGUACAGGGCUGGUGCGGAAUUUUGCGAGCCUAAUUGCCUGCCGGCUGCUGCUGGGCUUGUUUGAGGGCGGAAUUUUGGGAGGGGUCAUUAUCUACCUGGCCAUGUUCUAUCGGCGGCAUGAGAUGCUGUAUCGCAGUGGGUUGUUUUACUGCGCUGCGCCGCUGAGUGGUGCGUUUGGUGGGUUGUUGGCGAGCGCGUUGGGCAGGGUGAGCGCGGGUGGCUAUAGGGGGUGGCCGUGGAUUUUCUUUGUCGAGGGCGCGGCGACGGUGGUCUUUGGCAUUCUCUGCUUCAUCUUCAUGCCGGACACUCCGGCUCUGGCCAAGUUCCUGACCGCUGAGGAGAGGGAAUGGGCACUCCAGCGGAUGCAGAACGACGCAAGCGGAUCUACGGCCGUCACUGUUGAUGACGAGAAGCUCGAUUGGCGCUGGGUCAAGAUGGCUGUGGAAGCUCCCCAGACGUACCUCUGUGCGGCCAUCUGGUUUUUUGUCCUGGUUCCGCUCUACAGCUUCUCCCUCUUCUUGCCGUCGAUUGUAGCCGGGAUGGGCUAUACCUCACAAGCAACCAUUGCGCAGCUCUUCACGGCUCCGCCAAACAUGGCGGGCUUUUUCGCCGUCAUACUAGCUGCGCACUUUUCGGACAAGCUCAAGAACCGUGGCUGCUUCGUUGCUGUGGGAUGCGUUGUGGGGAUAUGUGGUUAUAUCAUGCUUUUGGCCUCUGACCGGGACCAGGUCAGAUAUGGAGGGACGUUCCUCAUUGCGAUUGGGGUCUUCCAGAUCUCUCCCAUGCUCAUGGGCUGGGUUUCCAACAACCUGGCGCCUCAUUACGUGAGAGCGGUUGCUUCAGGGGUCGUCAUCUCUAUUGCCAACUGCUCGGCGUUCAUUGGCACCUUCAUCUAUCUUCAGCGAGAUGCACCAAAGUAUGUUUUGGGCCACUCUGUCAGCCUCGGGGCGCUCGUCAUCGCGCUUGCUUUGACCGUUGUCCAGACUGCCUACUUACACUGGGAGAACAACAAGAGGGACCGGGGAGAGAGGGACCAUCGGCUCGCCGAGGAAAAUGUGCACCUCCUGGGCCACCGCCACCCUUCGUUCCGGUACACGCUAUAAAGAGGUAGGCCAUAGCGUACGUUCGCAUUUGCGUGAUGCUAGCUUCGUGGCGACGGUGACGUUGGAUAGCUGCCGAAUAGCAGAGCCUCUAGGUUGGUUUUUUUGUUGUCGACACAUUACAUCCAACUACUAGUCCAAACAUCAAGCCUAUUUGCUAUCAAUGAUACUAUUACAUGCAUA